AUGGGAAUUAAGGGAUUGAUUCCGUUCUUGAACGAGAAGGUGCCGGGGAGCAUGACAGAGAUGUCACUGGAAAGCUUAUCCGGAGAAAGUAUCGCCGUGGACGCAAGCACAGCACUGUACCAGUUCACCAUCGCUAUCAGGGACUCGAGCUACUUCAGCUCCCUGGUUAACGCAAGCGGCGAGUCGACGAGCCACCUCUACGGCAUGAUGAGUCGCUGCUCAAAGCUCCUGGAGUGCGGAAUAAAGCCGGUCUUCGUGUUCGACUCGAAGCCUCCAGAGCUUAAGCUGAAGACGCUGGAAAAGAGACGCCAGAGGAGGGAGGAGGCCAGCACUAGCCUGAAGCAAGCCAUCGCCGAGGGCGACAAGGAGAGCAUAAAGAAGCUGAUGGGCCGCACGGUGAAGGUGACCAAGGAGAUGAACGACUCGGCGAAAAAGCUCCUGCGCCUCAUGGGCGUGCCGGUGAUCGAGGCGCCGGAGGAAGCCGAGGCGCAGUGCGCGUACUUGGUGCGCAACAGCCUGUGCAGAUUCGUCGCCUCCGAGGACACCGACACCCUGGCCUUCGGGGGAGGCUACCUCCUCAGGAACGUGACGGCGAGCAGCAACAAGAAGAUAGUCAAGGUCGACCUGCAGAAGGCCUUGAAAGGGCUCGACCUCACCUUUGAGCAGUUCGUGGACUUCUGCAUACUCUGCGGCUGCGACUACUGCGACACGCUGGAGGGAGUGGGACCGAAGACCGCGUACACGCUCGUUAAGAGGCACGCGAGUCUCGAGGAGAUAGUCAGCACGAAGGGCGGGAACUACGACGACUUCAGGGAGGCGAAGGAGUACUUUAUGGCCCCCAAAGUCAACGACUUUGACCAGGCCAGCGUCAAGAUGGGCACGCUGGACCCAGAGGCCCUGACUGACUUCCUGGUGAAUGAAAAUAACUUUGCGAAGGAGCGAGUCGACAAGUUUGUGGAAAAGCUGUUGAAAUUUAGAGGCAAAAAGGUUCAGACGUCGUUGUUGUCGUUCUUGACGGCGCAGCCGGCCAAGACGCAGCUGAAGGACAGUGGUAAGCGUCCGAGAGCCUCCAAGGGCAGUUCUUCGCUUAAGAAGUCAAAGACUGAGUUCGGCUCCAGAGCUAGUGUGAGCUCGAGCGCACGUGCGUUUAGUAAGAAAGAUGAGGAAGACGCAAAUGUCGCUGACGAUAAAUACAAUCAGCCAGACGAGAGAGUUGGAAAUGAAGAAGAUGAAGACGACGACUUUUUAAAAUUGUCGUUUGAUAAUGAUAAUAAUGAAGAGGAAAGUAGCAACGUAGACGAUCAGAGCGUCUCAAAAUCGAAGGAAAUGCCCGCUGAGGAGGAUGUUAAACUGGAAUUGAAGCUUGGAAGUAAUAAGAGAGUGUUGUUCGACGAUGAGGACGAUGAGUUGACCACGGCCACUAGUGAAAACAUGAAUUGCGGUACGUUUGCAAAGGCCUUCGUAACCUGUUCGAUGUGCUCUUACCGUAUCCUAAGCCGGCCAAGAGGAGUAAAACCUGAACUUCUUUUCACGUAUCGGCUGAGUGAUUCUAUUUAUACUAAGGCUGGUGGGUUCAACUUUGCUGAUUCUGGCCGCAUUGACUGCAAAGACGACCCCAAAUUCUUUACUGGUCACGCACACUCAAGCGGACAAGCUUCUUAUCCAGGAACUUUUACUGAUUUUACUCCUUUCUCUCGUACGAGGUUUUUGACCAGCUUUCUUCAUAACUCUCACACCAGUCGCAUUUUCGCCAGAUUUAUUGCCAGUGCACCCAGGACUGGCGCCGAGUGCUCUGACGAUGCUGAUCCAACCUUGAAGAAAGUGCACAAGGUCGAGGGCGUCGUCAUCCCCGAGGACCUUGUCAAAUUCAUCGUUGUGGAGGAAUUUGUGCCUCUGGUCACUUUUCACAACAUCUUUUCCGGCGACCCGUCCGACCUCGACGGCUCCCACGACUCCGUCUUUGAGUCUAACAUCUUUGAGAGGAACAGACUUCUGCACGCCGAGCGCGCCGCUUUGUUCCGGGACUCUGAGGGUGUCGACGAGGCCAAGAGGCUUAGGUUAAAGAGGCUCACGACCCUGAGCUUCUCCCACGGCAUCUCCUGGGACACCCUCGACAACCUCUACUUCGACUUCUUCAGGGCCAGGGCUGAGGCUCUCGGCCUUUGGGAGGAGAGAAAGCUCGACUUGGUUCAGUUUGCCAGGGAGGUUGCUCUCCGCAGAAUAAGCUCAAGUGACACCCUCAGUCAGUUCCGCUCUUCCGGCCGGCUCCUCAGGCUCUUCACUCAGCAGUACUACCGGCGCUGGCUCAUCUGCUACAUGCGCCCCUUUUCCUCCGGGAUGCUCGUCAAGUACUUGAAGGCCCACGUCACUUUCGCUCUUCUAAACAGGGAGUGUCAGGAGCUGCGCGGCCGUGGACUCGAGUCUCGCUUCGCCGAGUCCCCUACCAACCCCUACUUUAAGAACCUUCAACUAUAA
Molecule: messenger RNA, 2475 nt
Organism: Theileria orientalis strain Shintoku
Lineage: Eukaryota; Apicomplexa; Aconoidasida; Piroplasmida; Theileriidae
Product: 5'-3' exonuclease
Exons: 3
Coding region: 1-2475 (824 amino acids)
Molecular function (GO): 5'-flap endonuclease activity; DNA binding; 5'-3' exonuclease activity
Source: RefSeq, a predicted model, not a curated record